Lacerta agilis (Sand lizard) is the source of this 1661-nucleotide messenger RNA. RefSeq names its product family with sequence similarity 227 member B (gene FAM227B). The transcript has 15 exons. Bases 237 to 1646 code for a protein of 469 amino acids. Lineage: Eukaryota; Metazoa; Chordata; Lepidosauria; Squamata; Lacertidae. The record is from RefSeq and is a predicted model, not a curated record.
GGGAUCAAUGGCUGUCGCAGGGAGCAGUCCGGCGCCCACAAAGGUCGGAGGGUUAAUAUAAGCCUUCCUUUGAAUUGAAGUUGCCUCCUGAAAGACUUAACAGCGCGCAUGUUUACUCAAAAAGUCCCUCUUCCUCUGUGCCCUGGGACUUGCUCCGGGCAGUGCCGCAGCCCCCUCGCACAUUUGAAGAAUUUUUAGUCUCUCAAAAGUUGGAUGAUUGGCCACGGUUUCCCUACAUGCCAGAAAUGGAUACUCAGCCUUUGGUUGCCAAGUUAAAAAAAGACUAUGCCUUGGAGACUAUUACAAAGUUUCUUCAUGACAAUGCUCCAAUAUCCACUAAAAUUAUCUCUGAUUUGGAAAAGAGAAUGGAUGAAUGCAAAAUGAGAGUCCAUGAACAUGCUGAUGUCGUACUUUAUUUGGAAUCUAAAGAAUCAAAAAUAGAUGACCAAGAGGGUGUUUUUAUAGAGCAAGACGCUUGUCUUUCUGAAUCAACAAGCAGUUUACCAAGGAAGAAGAAGAAGAAAAAGAAGAAAGUGAAGAUUGCUGCAGAUGCCAUAGACCACUCAAGUUCUAAAAGAGUUGAGAAUUACAAGUUCCCUGGUUUCAAGCCAACGAAACUCAUGAAACUACCAAACCAUCUAGAACCCGCACAACUCUGGGAUUCAGUUCUAAAAGUCCAAACCUUCAAGGGAGUAGAUACAAAAAUUCUGAAGAAAUUGUUUAUCUCUGAAGCAUCCCUUGCAAUUUUACAGGAUUGCUUUUGGUGGUGGUUUCUUCACAAGUUCAAGCCUGAUCAAGCUGAACAGGACCACCUUUUUGAUAGAAUAUCAGACAGCUUUGUGGCGCUUCUCUUGAGUACUCCCAAUUUCAUAAAAGAUCCUUUCUUUGAGAUGUACCCUGACUGCUUGUCACAAGCCAUCUAUGUUACUUUUUGUGAAGCCUUUCCUGAAUCCCGUCUUCGUUUCACUGACGAAUUUAAAGAGGAACUAAUGGAUUUAGUUUUUCAGUGGAUAAGAGGUUUCAAACCACAAAAAUCUGCUUGGAAGAAAUGGAAUUUAUUCUGGUUAGAAGAGCCCCUGACACAAACGCAGAAAACAGAUUCCUUACAUAAGUUAUCUAGUUUCAAACUCGAAAACUCUGUGAUUAAAACAAGGUCAAUAGCAAAGUCUUGGAGUCGGAGUCCGAUUGUAGAUCUGACUCAGCCUCAAGUGCACUUUCAGCUCAAAAAAGAAGAACCGAAGGAAGUAGAGGUAGCACCAAAGAAAAAGCCAGAGUCACAUUAUAUUGGAGAUGGCCCAGACUUUCAACGUGCACUGUUCAACCUUGGUGGUCAAAGUCCUCUGGUCGUAUAUUACCUUAAGAUGCAUGGAAUAUCUAACACCUUAGCAAACAUGCGGGCUUACAGGAUUAAUCAUAUUGAAAUCUGCAAAGUACCACCAGCUUCUCCAACAUACAGAGAUGCUAUUGAAGAAAGUCAAAAAUUUGCACAAAACCUGCACAAAGAUUUUAUUAAUUUUGAACAUAAGUGUGCUGAUGAACUAGCACAUUUACAACGCCAGAGACAAAAAGUUAACAGAACAUACAAAAGGUUUGCUUUUAACUAUUUUUUCUUAUGUAGCAAAAGGUUAAGGCUCUCUUAUCUUUAGGAAUGUAAGUAAUAU